Molecule: messenger RNA, 5116 nt
Organism: Porites lobata
Lineage: Eukaryota; Metazoa; Cnidaria; Anthozoa; Scleractinia; Poritidae
Source: the annotation of a GenBank genome assembly
CUCAGAUUUCUAGAAUACAACAAGAUUCAAAUUAUCACAGAGGACACAUUCAAUGGUCUGGAAAAGCUUGAAUACUUGUAAGUUUUAAAACUUAUACCAGGUGAAUAGUUCAAUGAAGUAAUCAGGUGCGACUGAAUACAACAGUAGCUACAAUGUACUAGGUCCCUUAUAAAUGUCGUCUUUUUUCUCUUAUUUUUUCGUCUGAUUUUUUUCUUCCAUAAAAAAAUACCGAUUUUUUCCUUAGAUAAGUUCAGUUAUUAUUCAUUCAAAAUAUUUCCCCGAUUCCUAUAGGCUGAAAGCACACCUUUAAUUCACCAUAACCAGGGUUAGAAAUUCGUUUUUUUUUUUGUCACAAGGUAAAGAUAUCUUGUAGAGAUGAGAUCUACAAGUAAGCUAAAUGGGCAAGCCACAAGACUUUAGGUUAAAGCAGAAAAAAUGCACGAUGAAAGUAACUGAUUUAUUGUUAUAGUUACAACAAAAGAUCAGUAACUGGUUAAACCAGUUACUGGUUAUUAACCAGUUACUGAUGACCAAAUUUGGAAGAAUUUUGUGUUUAGCGAGGAAGUGACGUCAAAAAUGCAGCGUUCUUGCAGGUUAAUGCACCGUUAACCGAGAAGACCUGGGGACGAGGUUGAGUCGUUUUGGUUGUGAACUUGAGAAAUGGAGGACAUUUCACUCGUUUCAAGAGUAAGAAAUAGGCCAAAAAUAUAGCUAAAAACAUGGCAAGAACAGCAAAAAGACAACUCAAAGGGCGACAUAUGUAUCGAAGAUGAAGUUAACAUCGAUCAAUCGAUGGAGGAAAGCAUGUUUUAGCCAUGUUUUUAAACUAGGAAUUAUUUUGAAUGAAUAAUAAAACAAUAGGUAGGUAUUUUUUAGGUAUUUUAUUUAUUUGCCACACAAUUACAAUAAUUACUUAAAGAUGCCAAAAGAAAAAAAAAAUGUAGGAAGAGAUGGCGAGUAGGCCUAAAAGAAACUAUAGAGCUUAUGUUAAUUAGGCCUCCUCAAUUACAAUUUUUCGAAGAUGGCAUAAAAAUUACGGCGACGGGUACGAUAUAAUAUCAGGUGAAAAAUUAAACUAAUCAAUAUUAUGGAAGUUUACAUGUACAAAUGUUGAAUAUUAAAAGGCUUUUUCCCAAGAUUUUUGUUGAAGUAUACUAAUAAUUAUUACAAAUAAAUGCCUUAAGUGCUCUUUUAAAGGAGAAAGGUGAGGAAGCGUUGAUGAUGUUGGUGUUUAAGGUGUUGUAAAAUUUAGGUCCUUGAUAAAAAAACGGAAAAUUGCUUGGUUCGAGUACGACAGAAAGGCAGACGAAAUUUACACGAGUUUCUUGUAUUAUACGAAUGAAUUUGACAUUGUAAGGUAAAUUUACAAUGAAAUUUUAAAGGUAGAGUAUGGUUUUGAUAGGAGUACAUGAAUAAGCCUAGUUGUAUUAAGUAUAUAUCAUGAAAUUUUAAGAUACCAAGAUUUUGAAAGAUUGGAUCAGUAUGUGCAUCGAAAGUGGUGUUAGCUAUAGUUCUGAUCACUCGUUUCUGUAAAAUCUCAAGACGAAUAAGGUUAGUUCUGUAAGUAGAGGCCCAAACUAAGUUGCAGUAAAAAAGGUAUGGAUAGACUAGAGAAAAAUAUAGUGUUCGUAAGGUUUUCGUGGAUAAAUAGAAACUGGAUUUACGAAUAAUUCCUGUGCAUUUAGAAACUUUAUUGGCGACAUGUGAGAUUUCAGAUUUCCAAUUUAAAUUUUCAUCAAUGAUUACUCCCAGGAAAACUGUUUCUUUUACUUGAUCAAUUUUUUGACUAUCAAUUAAAAGUUGAAUAGUUUGAUUUGUACGCUUUUGGGAUGGUUUAAAUGCAAUGAAUUUGGUUUUUUUCAAGUUUAAUGAAAGCCUGUUAGCUCUAAACCAUAUUGACAACUUAUUUAGUUCAGCGUUCAGUAUAUUAGUAAGGCAGUCUUUAUCCUUGUGAGACACAAAUACGUUUGUAUCAUCGGCAAAUAAUAUCAGUUGUAAUAUUGUUGACGUGUUGAUUAUAUCGUUGAUGUAGAAUGAAUUCGGCUUUCGUAUCAUAUGAAGAAUUGGCCUCGACGGAUAACACUAUCCUCGAUCUCUAUAAUUAACAAUUUUUCGCCGAAGGUGAAGUUAAUAUUGUUGAAUAAUCCCCGAGACGAAGUCAAGGGAAACCAUUAAAAAACGAUUAGUUCGAUUGACGGGUGAAUUCAUGCGUGAACACGAGGCCGUAAACAGUGGAUGCGCAAAAGUUAGAUCUUUACAGUAUCUUCAAUUAUGGCAAAUGAUAGUUUUAAUCCUUUUGUAUCGAGUUUUGUAAGCUUUGGCAUCAACGGUUUAAAACAAAACGCCGAAAUUUAAAUUACUACCCAGUUCUGAGAAGAAAAGUAGAGCUUUAUUUGUUUCUGUCAACUCACCGUGAAUGAGAAAGUUUUCCUUGUCCCUUCUUGCAAAUGCUGUCAACAGCGGCUACGAUCAAGGUGAGCGUUGUUUAUCUCCAAAGUUCUUUGCCUUGUUAACUUGCAGACACGAAUAAUUUUCGAAAAUAUUUGACUUCCUCUUUUCUCCAUAGAUUAACUUCUAUUUAUAGGCAAAUAUGGUCUUGCAAGAAAAUCCCGAAAUCGCAAAACAGUGCAAAGCGCCCUCGUUUACCUCUGUAGUGGUAAACAUAGUUUCGAGCAUACAAAAAGUCAGCUACACUAAACCACUUCACAAUAAAUCACGCUGUUUAAAUCCCAUGAAGUCUUUUCUUGCCUUCAAAGUCAUCAGUACUUGGAUUUUCGUGUAUUUUCAAAAACGCUUUACUAUAAAACUUUGGCAAAACACCCAAUUCACGACAGAGAUUUUGUUCUGCUUUAUAUUCACCUCCUAGCGCGGAGUCAGAGAUAGCUAACCAAUCAGAUUGCUUGAAUUACCAAGAUCACUGAGUGUGUAUAUACUAAUUCUUCAUAUGAUACUCAGCCUCAUUCACUAAUUGUUAAUUAACAAUAGUCUAUUUUGCACCUGCAAACGAGAUUGGAGUUGAUAUUGUUUUGAUACUACUCUCCCUGCUUUAUUAUCUAAUGCUCAUUGACUAUUAAUUUUUCAGCAAAAUUUUCUAUAAGAAAAAGAAAAAGGUUAUAUCAAUAAAAGGUUAACCUCAGCCUCGCGUCCACUCAAACUCAAAUCCUAGGGUACUAAGCCCACAACUGUAAAAUGGUCUAUUCUGAAAUUUAGAAAAAAAAAAUUGUCUUCAAAUAAUAGCUUGAAUGCUGUUUUUUUCCCCUUCAGGAAUGAAUUAGAGACCGAAAACCCCAUAUCAAAUGAGUGGUUCAUUUUUCGUCCCUUUUCAAUGUAUUUUUGUUAUCUUUAUUUGUAAUUGUUUUUUAUUUGUUUGUUAAUGCUUUUUUGUUUGUCACAUAUUUUUGCUGCAAGUAUGAACCAGAACCUCUUCUCUUCUUAACUUGUGCAAUUAUUUCUUAGGUAAAAUCGGUUGUCAUGUUGUUACGACAUGUGUUGUCAUAAAUGGUCAUACAGAAAUGUUUGUAUUUUUGUAGAAUAAAAUGAGUUCCUAAAAAGUGGUCACGUAAUUUGCGUAAUCGAGGGUCUUUCAGGACCAAGUUUAGAUCAUUCUCUGCGAUAGGCAGAGUUAAUUUUCAGUGAAUACAUGGACUGGAGCAUACAUCACUAUGCAUAAUUUAUCUACAGCACUUCUAAUUGUUAAGUUACAUUCGUAUGUAGGAAUCUUGCACACAACAACCUGAGAAAAUGGUACGGAACUUUGUCCAAAGAUCUUCCAAAGCUUCAGUUUCUCAACAUCAUGGAAAACUACAAGUUCAAGAUAAAAGCCAGUAAAGACAAACUUCUUGUGGACACUGCACUAAGGACAAUACUGGGAAUUACAACAACGUCGAAAGGUUGUGUUCAGUGUAACUAUAGUCGAUUAAAUGUGCCGCUUGAGAUACUGAUACAGCCAAAAGGCUGCGAAUAUAUACCCUCUCAUAACAUGCCAGCAAUAUAUGCAUUUCAGACAAAAUACUGGUAUUACGAAGGCACGUGCAGCGCUAACGUAAACAAAAAAUGUACUGUAUCUUUAAUCCCAAUGCACAAGGUGCGGAAAAAAUAUAGAAAUUUUUGCUGGGAUAGGGGAAGGUCUCUAAGACCAGUAGAAUAUUUUCUUGGGAUAGUUGCAUUGCUAUUCAAUUUUGUUGUCAUAGCAACAAUACUUUGUAAUCGUCAUUUGAUUACUAAGACCUCCAUGUAUUUAACAGCACAACUAGCAUUCGGUGACCUGUUUCUUGCAGUCUUCUCCUUGACAAUAGCAAAUGGCCAUGGUAUAAUGACGGAUCCUGGCAUACGGCAAUGGAGAGAACACCAGUGUCCCUAUUUUAGGUCUUUACUUAUCAUAGGACAAACGUUCGAAGCUUUUACUUCAGCUGUGAUGACCUUGGAACGAUAUUUGGUAAUAGUCUAUUGUAUGAGACCAAAUCUGCGAAUUAGUUUAAGGCAAUCUUGCUUUCUGAGUGUCUUUACCUGCAUUUUUGCCUCGUCUGCUUGUUUUGCAAUUCAGUACUUUGACGCUCCGAUAAUCAGAGAUAACUUCAUGUGUGUCCUCGUUCAAAAUUUUCGAACUUCAAAACGAAUAUUAGCCAGUCAGGUAUUAAUGCUUUUGUUCGUUGGGAUUUACCUUACUGUAAUUGGCAUGUACAUUCAUAUUUAUUUCUCUGUUCGAAAGUCAGAACAAAGUGCAGGUAUCAAACGCGAAACGUCAUUAGCCAAAAGGAUAAGUAUCAUCGUGUUUUCAAACAUGUUGUUGUACGCGGUUCCAAACUUAAGUAUUGUGAUAUAUAGCACAGGCAAUCUCAACCUGCUGUCUGACCAGGAAAUCAACUUCGUUUUGCGUCUAUGGCUUCCACCAGUGUGCAUGAUCACCAAUGCUUGUUUAAACCCAUUCCUCUUUGCCUUCAGGAAUGAACAGUUCUUGACUUCUCUCAGGCAGGUUGCACAGAAAAUCUUCUCACCAGUAUGUCCGGUGGUGAAACCACCAUUUGGCAAGCCGUUUAACCAAGUAGGGUUAUAUGUCGUGAACAGUGGGGAGUCAGGGCAAAAUUCUUCUCAGUUAACUCUUAAUGAGAGUUUGUAA